Messenger RNA from Seriola aureovittata, 7712 nucleotides. It is a transcript of the gene jcada, whose product is annotated as junctional cadherin 5 associated a. Gene Ontology annotation, biological process: positive regulation of blood vessel endothelial cell proliferation involved in sprouting angiogenesis. The transcript is spliced from 5 exons. The record is from RefSeq and is a predicted model, not a curated record. NCBI's taxonomy places the organism in Eukaryota, Metazoa, Chordata, Actinopteri, Carangiformes, Carangidae. Gene Ontology annotation, cellular component: ruffle membrane; adherens junction. The coding region runs from base 452 to 5422 and encodes 1656 amino acids.
UGCACUGGAGCUGAGCAAAAAUAACACUGUGUCAUAUUUCCCCAGCCCAAAGUGAUUUAAUGUUCAAUUGAGCAUGAAAAAGCCGAGUGGUUUUAUUUUGAUACACUCAUAACACACUUUCUCCCCCUCACUCCUUUCCUCCUUGUGUUUCUGCUUAUUUCUUUGUCUUUAAUUCUAUUUUUCUCUCUUUGGCUCAGCUUCUCUCACAUUUCUGCAUCAGAUCAGGCAGCGUUUGCCAAGGAUGUAGUCCAAGUGGUGUCGGUUGCAGCGGGACACACAGUGAUGGCCUCAGCUGCGCAGCUGUGCCGGUGAUCCUGCCGCUGCACGUAGGGAAGAAGCAGAGACGCCUUGACAACCGACCUACCUUCCUCUCUCAAAAAAAACAAAAAGACACAAAAAGAAGCAGAGAGAGGAAAAUAAUAUAAUCACACCAGCAUAAACAAAUGCGACCAUGUACAGCGUGGAGGACCUCCUCAUCUCUCAUGGAUACAAGCUGCCCAAGCACACCACCCCCUCCUCCACACCCACCCCAGCCCCCGCAUCCUCGACCCGCCAGGCUCCCUCGUCCUCACCGCCAUCCUACAGCAAGCACCAUGAAAUCCUGGAGAACAGGCCCGGCUCUAGGACAGUGAACGGCUACGAAAGAGGGCCCGGGGCGCCCUACGGGAAUGGUGCCGGAACCAGGCAGCCCCAAGCACACGGCAGCGGCUGCACCAACAACAAUAACGAACCCAGGGACAGGAGCCAGCCCAGGCGGGAGGGCGAGAGGAGCCAAACUGACACCCACUCGUUGGGAGAGUCGCUGACCUCAGACAGUGGGUUCUGCGACGGCACCAGAGGUCCACAGUCGCAGUCAAAGGACGUGUCCUACUGGAGGAGAAGAGGCCAGGACUUUACUGUGCUGCUGGAUUAUGCCGACUUCAGAGAGUCCCAUGGAGGAGGACAGGGGGGUUAUGGCAGACCAGAGGGGCCUCAGCAAGCAAGAGGCCAAGAGAUGUCUGCAGAGGAGCGUCAGAGGGCAGCUCAGGAGAGGCAGCGCUGGGCAGCCCAGGCCCAGGCUCAGGCUCAGGCCCAGGCCCAGGUCCAGGCUCAGGCCCGCUCUAGAGAGAGGGAGGCUGCUCUCCAUCAGUGGAAGAUGGCGACUGAGAGGAAAUGCCAGAGCUUGGGGACAGAUGAGUGGCGCCCAGCCGUGAGCUUUGGCCGCCAGCUGUCACAGAGUGAGGGUGAGCGUUGGGCACAGGAGCAGCAGCGGCUCCAUGCCAGGACACCAGAGGGCAUGGUAGUCCACCCCAGGACCAAAGCCAAAUCCCAGUCCCUGCCCAGGAUGUUGCAGCCUGAGAGCCUGCAGUAUGUGGACAUAGGCUCAUCCGGUCAGGAACUGUACAGGCGGGUCAACGGCCACCCACUGUCUCACCACGACCUUUACAGGGCGCCCCGCUGGCCGGAGAAUGGCAGGCCGGCUAGCGCAAACCAACUCUCAAUGACACCAAAGCCCCGCUUCACCCGACCACCCAGACCUCCCUCCUAUGAGAUGCACCAGCAGAUAAGGGGAAGCUGUGAGGUGCUGUCUGGGAGAGACUCAGUCAUUCCCCAGGCCAGGGACAGAACGCCGCUUCCCAUAUCAAGGCCAGGUGACUCCCAACUGGACUAUUAUGCUCCGGACUCUGGACCUCCAGGAUACAUCCCUCCGCCAUCAUAUAAGAGAGCUCCUAUAAUGGCAGGAGGACGCCGGGGAUAUGGUGAAAUUCCUUUGGACUACAGGUAUCGAGGGGAUGUGUACCAGCAGAUACAAGUGGCUCCUGAUGGGUCUCACUGGUUCAUCAGACAUCCAGCAGGUUCCUGGCCUGAUCCACAGAGAGAGAGGAGCUUGUCCUGCCAGAAGCAGCUUUACCCUGUGUAUACUACCCAUGAGCACCCAGGUGGAGGGGUCCAGUAUAUUCCCUUUGAUGACCCACGUAUCCGUCACAUUUCCUCAGCCCUGGGUGGCAACUCCCUGACGGACGCUGACAAGAUCCGCCACAUCCGCAAUGAGCUUCCCAGCGUCACCGUGUCGGAGCCCGCAUCCGACGACAGUGCCUUUUUGCCCCCACCACUGGGGCCUUUCAUCGCCACCAAACUGGCCGAUGAAGCUAAUAACCAGACGUCUUCUAGCGACUUUGACAAUGACAAUAACAGGUGGCACAGCGAUUUGCACAAAGAAACUGUCGAUAACUUCCCAGCAACUGACCAAAACUGCAACAACAGAUAUCCCAAAAACCAACGUCCUCCUCCAUCUCCCUCUUCAACCUUCCAGGCUCCAUUUACAAGAAGUUCCUCUCGUCAGGGGUCCAGCUCAGACCAGGUCUUUGCAGAAACCAUCACCCAAGUGAAGAAAAUUGCCCCGGAUACAGGGCCAGAGAACAACAGGAACACCAAGAGAAGAGUGAGUGAGACCAUCUUCUGCCUUGUGUCUGUCCCAGUUCACACACCGACUAACAUUAAUAAAGACUCAGCAGCAGACCAGAACAACAAUGAGACGAUACCAAGCCUGACUGUCACUAACACAGAGACCUUUGCUGUAGGCCUCAAAGAGAGCCAAAGCGUUCGCAGCAAGUCUGUGAACGAGAUGCCCAUCAAACCCCACUACUCUCAUUUUCACACCAGCAGCACAUCCUCAAUGAGGAAUUACAAGAGGGCCCCUUUAAGGAAGGAGAUAAUUGACGCCUGGGCACUCCAGGCCAGUGAAGACAAAGAGUUGUGCUACGCUGGGUCCUGGCCGGGGAACCAGUACCGUAAUCAGGAAACCCAGACUGGCUCUCCUUUGACGGUGGUAAAAAGCCCAGAACCCCAGAGUCCUCCUGGGGGACGGGAGCCUGUUCAGUCCGUCUCAGACACAACCACAGACAGUGGUGUGGGGACAGACACUAGUUCCUCUUAUGGUUACCCCAUGGCAGGCCAGAAAAACCUUCAUCGCUCCAGCAACAGCGCCUUCUCUCGUCUCAGCCUCAGCCCAACGCAACCGCCCUCACUACACCCCUUACUGCAACCCUCACAGCUAGCCCCAUCCUCCCCAUCCAAGGCCCAUGAUCAGGGAGAGCAGCAGCCGUCCUCUCCCAGGAAGAGCACCUCCACUCCCCCAGAGAGCGCAGAGCAAGUGGUCUUUGGACAGUUUCUCUUAAAGCCAGUGAACCGGCGACCAUGUGAUGCCAUUGGUGAACUGGAGAGCAUCAAUAAGGAGAUGGAAGACACGAUCAAGAAGAGACCCAAUGUGGAUCAGUGCACCGAUUAUCUCGAUGGGGUGAAUAAGAGUCUAGACCUGUUUAAAUCAGGAGCACAUUUCACUGCUGGUCCAGAACCAGGCAGGGAAGCAAUCAGUCUUCCACCAAUGCACAUAGAGAAACCCACCAAUAUGAAAGUCAGAUCAAAGUCCUUGGCUUCUACUGCUGAUCUAUACUCCAUGGACAUGAGGAGUGCUUUCUCCAGGCCACAGGCCAACAACAUGCCACCAACAAAUGAGCUAUCUGAACUCCCCAACGCAGGCCUCAGAGACAAUGGCCUCCUGUCCUCACUAUGUCCACACAAUGAGUCAAACCGGCUCUAUAGACAGGACAUCCCAGUCGCUCAAGAGUCCUUGCUGAGGGAUGUGGGGCUAACCGUAUACACAGAGACCCCUGGUGGUCCCGGGGAGCCAAUGCAGCGCUCACUCUCAGUCCCAUCUCCACUCAGUCAUAAAGAGCUUAGUCAGUCAGUGCAGCCCUCGUGGGAGAGUAGGACAGCACUUAAAAAUGGUGGUAGCCCAGAGCACAACUCAAAUAAAGAGCUUCAAGCUGAGGUGGAUACACAGAGCAAGGCUAAAUCAGACAGUGGUCCUCCUUUCAGGGGUGAGGUGAAUUUACGCAUCUGUAGAUCCAGGAGUGAAAGCAGCAGAUCACCUCAGAAAGAAGCUUCACCACGUAUUACAAGGCUGAGCAGGGAGGUUUCCUUUGUGUUUGAGGACAAUGAUGGAAAUGGGAGAUACGCCAUCUCUGAGCCUCUGACCUAUAGGAAUGAAUCAACAAUAGCAGAUAAGCAUCUGGAGAACUUGUUGAUUCAGGAGAAAGCCAAUGCUUUACCUGCAGAGGACCUCAGCAACCUGUAUGAGGUCAAAUGCGCAAAAGGUAUCCCUGAAAAUGAGUCCAUCGAGCAGAGGGCAGCACGGAUCCUGGGCAUAGCCGUUCCAGUGGAGGCAUUGGGUGUGGCUGACAACCAACAACCCGAGGACAACCAGGACGAAGCAGACGCCACUGUAGCUGAGAAACGACUGAGUCCAAGCGAAGAGACACAGCAGGUGAUAGGAGAGUGUGAGCAAGUCAAUGAGGAGUCCCAUGUUGUCCAAGGGACAGAGACAGAGGCGAUAGAGACAAGAUUAGGUGUGGACCAAGAAGAAGGUAACAGACAAAAGCACAGUAGUUACCACAGUGAUGGUGAAUACAUCCAGGAUGCUGAGACUCAGUCCGCCGUAGUACUGGACCUGCCUGAGUUCCCACCCAGUAAGCUUCUCCUCUCCCUGCCUGUCACUCCCGAUGAGAAGCUAGCACUGAGCAUGUGCAGCGGGGAGAAGAAGGGGCGAGGCGGGGCGUGCAAACUCAUCGAAUCCCUCCAAGAUAAGCUAAACUCUUCUGCCUCUUCAUGUGCUAUGUCUCCGGGAAGAUCAACCACAGACAGAAUGGCACGUCUGAAGGAGCUGGACUCGGUGUCUCGAAUCAGACGCCUCAGUCUCAAAGGUUCUGAGUCUGGAGGAGAAGCUGGUGCUGAGGAGAGAAAUGGAGACACAGAGGAGGGCGAGGUUGAAGAAGGAGCAAAGGAGGAAGUUGAGGGGAAGCUAGAUGAAGAAGAGGAGAAGAGACAGGAGGAAGAAGGAAGGGAUGAGGAGGAAAACCCAGAUGAACAUGAGAAUGCACAUGAAACACAUGAGAAGCUGGGAGAUCCCGAAGAAGACUGUAAACCUGAAGAAGUGAAUGAAGUGAUAUGUGAGGAAGAGCAAAGACAAGACGAGGAGGAAGGAGAGAUUCAUGUUGAGAUUGCCCUGAAAGUGGACAAUGAAGGGAGUGAAGAAGUCGAUGUUGAAUUAAAAACAGAAGAGCCAGAAGGAGAGGUGGAGCUGAAGAUAGUGGAGGAUGACAAAGAAAAGCCUGUGGAGGAGCUGAGAGAUGGACAGAACACAGAGGAGGUCAACAGAGCUGAAUCCACACAAGACGCUGAGGGAGAAAAGUUGCCCAAACCAAAGCAGCGCACCAGACUGCAGAAGCCUCCUCUGCUUCCUAAACCCCGCAGUGUUCCCAAGAGAGAAAUAACGCUGCCGCUCAGCUUCAGCUCUGGGACCUGCGGCCCCUCAAACAUGGAGGAUGAGGAGGUGCUCUCUGUCUCAGAUGCCUACGACCCCAGCCGGGUGGAGAGAGUGUAACCUCUGACACCGCCUUCACCACUGUGGAUAUCUGUCUUUCUCAAGUUAACAGCUUUUUCCAACAACAAAGGCUUUCAUCUCACCUCAUGGCUUUGUCAGCCAUGACCCCUCCAAUAUUGUUACACAUUACUCCUCACACAUCUGACUGUCCUGGUGCUGCGAGAGCAUUUUUACAGCCAAAUAAAGGCACCGGCGGUGCCAAUUCUCCAGGCCUUUUCAACCCUGUCGUCCUCGUCCUCCCAUUCUCUCCACUCCUCCAAAGUUUAUUUACUCAAGCAAGCGUACUUCCUCUUUUUGAAGUCAUCUUAUUUUGCUUUUGGAAAAAUGCAUGUCAUUAUUCCCAGUCUGCACUUGGGCUCCUUUUACGAGCUCGGGUGUUGAAAUAUGAAUGUAAAAGUGCUUCUGUUCAGCAAAACAAAAAGAAAUGUAACAGAAAAAAAACAAGAAGGCAACAUUAUUGCAUUACAAUCAGUAUUAACCUACACCAAAUGUAAAUAAGACAGAGUUAUAAGAUUUUAUUAAGAAUAUAAAAAAUCAAUUUACGACAUUUAAUUGCUGAAGAAAUGUAUAUUUUCUUAUCUAUGUUAAGAAAAGACUAGAUUUUUGGAAGUGUAGUCUUUGGGUGUAUUACUAAUAAUGAAACCCCCUGCUCUUUAUUCUUAUACUUGUGUGAUAGAGAAUGUACUCAGAGAGCUGGGAUUGCAAUGAGAAACACUGUGGUCCUUGAAUAGUUUCACUCUAGAGCAAUAUAGUUGUUGUACACGGGCGUCUGUGACACGAUUUGAGAAGUAAGUCUCCAUUUCAAGGAGCUGAUCUCAUUUAAACGUUUGCUUUGAAGCUCUGCUUUUUUGGUACAAGUGUUAGAUUUGCACUGCUGAGAUUAUUGGCUUUAUGCUACCGGCGAGCACCUGAUAAUCUCCUCAAAUACUCAGAGAUUACACUCGGAGGGGAAUCACGUUCGCACCCUCCCUCCGCUCUGGCGUCGUCAGUCUCAGCAUCGCCAAUCGCAACAUGUAUCAGAAACGUCUGAUGUUGGUGUUAUUUUUGUUAAUCCUCAUACUGUUCAAAAAGAAAAUCUAUAUUUUGUGGCAUUAACAGAAGUCUAUAUUUAACCGUGGGGUUUUCUUCGUUCAUAUCUUAGUUCCUGUGUGAUUUCAGAAGUGCUUCUUGCAGGAAAAUGAUAGAUGUAGCUAUAUUGAUCGCAGUGUGCCUUGUACACACUGUGUCUGUGGAGAACUUUGUUUGUGUGUGUAACACAUCCUGUAUUGUCGGUUUACAAUUCCUAAUUUAAACUGGACAUCUGGAAUUCAUUUUACUUUAACACACGAAAGACACGUUUGGAGUUGUUUUUGGCAAUAAUAAUAAAUAUUAAGCUAAUGAUGCUUAAUAUGGACGCUGUACAGAACAUAGCUGUUGGAAUACUAAUCACAGUAUCUGAACACGUUCACUAAUUUAAUGUUGACAUAUCAGUGCUUUGUAAAUUGUGGGCAUAACUGGCAGUUGGUUUACACUCACUUCACUUAAUGGGGUAGCAAUACAAUUAAAAACAUACCAAACCAAACUUUAUGCUAUGCAUUGGACAUCGAUAUUCACUGGGUUUAAGUACCAAAAUUCAAAGCUAAAACUGUAACUUCUGGUUUGCUUCUUUGACCCUGUCACUCUUCGAUCUGUAUUGUCGAGCUGUAUUUGAUGUUGAACCUGUUGGACGUGGUUAUGGACGUGCGUGGAGGCGGCUCCGACUCGAGUCCGCCAGCGGAAGCUCAGUCUGAGGUUUUUGUCUUUGUCCUGUUACCAACCCAGUUACCCGCACCUCUGUGUUCCAGGUAAUGUGUUAUCUGGUCAUUCUCGUAGGUCUUUUUGUACUGCAACUUCUUUGUAACAUAAUAUAGACUAUUGGUGCACAUCUUGCUUUGAUAUUUUCUAUUUUCAUACAGAAGUAUGUACAGCUUCUUUUGUAUGCGCAGCAUCUUUUUUUUUUUUUUUUUGUGCAUGAAAUGCGUAAGACUUCACAGAGAGAAGGUGUAUUUGCAUAUAAUUGCAUUUGGUACUAUAUAGUCUAUCCAAUAAACAAGUGUUAUAUUUCAUAUAAUGUAUAUUUUAUUUUCAAAAGUUAAGCUACAUAUUUAAACAGAACAAGGUAUUUUUAGAUUAUUGUGAAAAGGGAACUGUUUUUGAAGGCACAAUAUUUGUCUAUAUUUCCUGUGAUCAUUAAAAUGGUCAUAAAUAGAGACAAGUGUGUGCUGUUGUACAGUGCUGCAGACUAUUCAUAAAUAAAAGUCUUUGCAUGAAA